AUGACCUACGCUGAAUCGACUCGAUCCGCCGUCGUCUAUUCGUCGAUUGUGCCACCACCCCGUACUCCUGUUGCACCUUCCAUGCUGAAAGAUGGUGUGCGGAAAGGCUCCGCUCCGCAACCGCUUCAGCCGAAAAACGGUACUAACAGUCUAGAUUUCUGGAGUAAAUCGGAAGACGAAAAGUCUGGAAUCACUUGCUACUAUAGUCGACACAACAUUCAAUUCCCAUCUCAAAAGCAGAUAAAUCGGAUGAAACAAAUGCCUGGAAGACCCACGAUGAACGGAUUCCCUUCCACAUCCGCUGCUCAAAACGGGAAUGGAGUCCCUAAAUAUCCACCGUUUCCACAGAAUACACCAGAGUCUGUGAUGAGUCCUCCAGUUGGAAUCUACCGUAAUGUGCCAGCGAUGCCCCGUGCAAAGCUCUCGAAAGAUGAGAAAAACGGAAAAACUCGUACAGAAGAAAAUGGAAAUUCGAAAAAUGUGGUUUGGGGAGGAGCGUCAAAGAGAGAUGAUGAUGUUGGAAACGCUUCAGCAAUCACUCCUCUCAAUCCAUAUUCUGGAAAUGCAUCAGUAGAGAAGAAGAGAUCAACUGCUAGAAGGAAACCAAGAUGGACACGAUGCUUCCAGACACUUUUCUGCUGUUUCAGCCGGGUGUCGCGCUCCCUUCAAAAAGAAGUGAAGGGUGGGAGGGCAGCUGAGAAAAUCCAAUCAAACCAACGAACGAACAGUACCAACAACAAUCAUCAAAAUGGAAGACCGUCAACACCAACCAAUAAUGCCGGACCGCCGAUUCAGCUUAUCACUCAGGUUCAUCGCGAUGGAACGGUGACAGGACUACCACAAACAGGCCAAAAUGGUCAGCCGAUUGGAGGCAGUGGGGAUGGAGUAACAACCUAUGAUAAGGUUGCAAAUGAUUCCAUUGGAUCAAUAAAUGAGAAGCCGCUUUUGCCGCCAUUGUUACCUCACGACAGCAAGAAGAAGUGUUUGGUGAUCGAUCUUGAUGAGACACUGGUGCAUUCUUCGUUCAAGCCAGUGAAGAACCCAGAUUUCGUGAUUCCCGUUGAGAUUGAUGGUGUCGAACAUCAAGUUUACGUACUGAAACGACCGUACGUCGACGAGUUUCUUGCCAGAGUUGGCGAACACUUUGAGUGCAUUCUGUUCACUGCGUCACUCGCAAAGUAUGCCGAUCCAGUGGCCGAUUUGUUGGACAAGAAGAAGGUUUUCAGAGGAAGACUCUUCCGUGAAGCAUGUGUAUUCCACAAGGGUAAUUAUGUCAAAGAUCUAAGUCGGUUGGGAAGGAAUCUGGAGCAAUGUUUAAUAAUUGACAACUCUCCAGCUAGUUAUGCUUUCCAUCCUGAAAAUGCUGUUCCUGUCACGACAUGGUUUGAUGAUCCAGCCGAUACGGAGUUAUUAGACAUUCUGCCCACUUUGGAGCAUCUGAACGGGUACACAAGUAUCUAUCACAUGUAUCAACCAGAAGAAGGACCACAGUCGGAGCUUCUCAAUCAUUGUUCAUGCUGA
Molecule: messenger RNA, 1521 nt
Organism: Caenorhabditis briggsae
Lineage: Eukaryota; Metazoa; Nematoda; Chromadorea; Rhabditida; Rhabditidae
Gene: Cbr-scpl-1
Product: Protein CBR-SCPL-1
Exons: 10
Coding region: 1-1521 (506 amino acids)
Molecular function (GO): RNA polymerase II CTD heptapeptide repeat phosphatase activity
Source: RefSeq, a predicted model, not a curated record